Messenger RNA from Brassica napus (rape), 1156 nucleotides. RefSeq lists its product as uncharacterized. Bases 258 to 947 code for a protein of 229 amino acids. NCBI's taxonomy places the organism in Eukaryota, Viridiplantae, Streptophyta, Magnoliopsida, Brassicales, Brassicaceae. The record is from RefSeq and is a predicted model, not a curated record. The transcript has a single exon.
AGUGCACCUGGACACAACCACAGCAGAUUACACCUCGUCAGCAUGUUAUAAUGAACCUUGGCGUUAUUUAAGUCAUCUUCUUACGUUACAAUUCAUUCAUCCCACCGCUGGAUUUUUUCUUCGCCUCGAAACACUCAUUGUUAAUCUAUCUUCUUUUCACAAUAUUUAAUAAGUCGAAUCCGGCGAAUUGUAGUCUUAGGUUUUGUAAUUAAUAUAAUUUUAUUGGACGUGAAAUCUUAUCUCAUCGCCGAAGAAAGAUGGCCUAUGCAAAAAUAGGUUACGGUGGUACUUAUCUAGUGCACCGUGGCAUAUUGGAGUCCGAUAACAAUGCGAGAUCGCUUCCAUCUUCGUUUCCGAUCAAUCGCGAUGGUAAUCGCCGUAUCAACGUCGUAACGAUCUCGGCGUCUAUGGCGGAGGCGGUAUCGGAGAUAGAGAAACAGAGAGGAGGAAGAAGAAGCGGAGGGAGAGAUCGUAGAGAGGUGGAGGUGACGCGUGAGAAGCUGGACAGGUGGAUGAAGGAAUCUGUGACGGAGAUCGUGAAGAAUUUAAGUGAAGCGCCUUUGUUGGUCCAUCUGUACGCCGGAGAUGAGGAGAAGGGGACGGUGGUGGUGAUGAAAGCGGAGGAGUGGGCGGCGGUGAAGGGGAGAUGGAAGAGAGGAGAGGCGGAGAUGCCGGAUGGAAUGAUAUUCGUGGAGCAGUUAGGAGCGGGGGAUGAGGAAAACUGCGGUUGUGGCUUUGAAGGUGACGAUGGGACGCGUGCAUGGGGAUUGGUGGUGCAGGGGAAAGGAGUGGAGUGUGGGCCGGUUUGUUAUUUGCUAAAGACUACACGGGUUGGGUCAGGGUCAGGUCUGAGCAUGCAGUGUACCCAUUUCUGCUUAGCUAAGGUUUCGAGUUUUAGGGAGACGGCUGAGUCUCAGCUUAGAAAUUGUUGGCUCGUUGGAAAUUAACAAUGAAGCCUCUUCGGUUUCAUCGUGUGAAUAAUUGAAACUUAGAGCAUCCGCAAUGGUGGACUCCUUCUUGGAUCCUUAUCAUUAUUAUAUUAAUUUUUUUUUGUUUUUUUUGUUUGAAUAGUUAAGGACUUUAGUCAAAAUAAUAUGUCCAAUGGUGAUUUCUAAUUAGGAGUUCUUAGAAAUAAAAAAAAUAAUUUUUUUUUAAA